Messenger RNA from Terrapene triunguis (Three-toed box turtle), 2730 nucleotides. It is a transcript of the gene EEF1AKNMT, whose product is annotated as eEF1A lysine and N-terminal methyltransferase. The record is from RefSeq and is a predicted model, not a curated record. NCBI's taxonomy places the organism in Eukaryota, Metazoa, Chordata, Testudines, Emydidae. Bases 164 to 2254 code for a protein of 696 amino acids. The transcript has 8 exons.
UCCGAACGCGGACGUAGCGUACUAACGUUCCGGGAUCGCGCUGUGGGGGCAGCACGGGCGCACGUGGGGAGAGCCCCCGAUCUGGGCUCGCAGUGCGUCUGCCUGCCAGGGGGACUCGGAAGGCGGGCCGGUCCGGCCCGGCGGGACGCUCCCUUCCCCCGCCAUGGCCCUGCUGCCCCGCAGCGCGCGGGACUUUGGCUCGGCCCAGUACUGGGAGCGCUUCUUCCAGCAGCGCGGGCCGCGCGCCUUCGAGUGGUACGGCGGCUACCUGGAGCUGUGCGCGGCACUGCACAAGUACGUGCGUCCCCGCGACAAGGUUCUUGUAGUGGGUUGCGGCAACUCCGAACUGAGCGAGCAGAUGUAUGACGUGGGCUACCAGGACAUUGUGAACGUAGACAUCAGUGAGGUUGUGAUAAAUCAGAUGAGGGAGCGGAAUGCCCACAGGAGGCCGAAGAUGAGCUACCUGCGGAUGGACAUGCUGCAGAUGGAUUUCCAGGACGCCCAGUUCCAGGUGGUAUUGGACAAGGGCACCCUAGAUGCUAUCCUGGUUGAUGAAGAGGAGGCCACCCUUGAAAGGGUGGACAGGAUGUUUGCUGAGAUUAGCCGGGUGCUGCAGGUUGGAGGCCGCUACCUGUGUAUCUCCUUGGCCCAGGCCCAUGUGGUGAAGAAGGCGGUGGGCUACUUCUCCCAGGAAGGCUGGAUGGUGCGCGUUCACCAGGUCUCGGGCAGUGAGGACGGAGCGGCCAAGCAGCAGUUUGUUCUGCCCAUUUUUGUCUAUGUCAUGACCAAGUUCAAGAAGAUCCCAGGUUCGGUUCUUCAGAUCCUUGAGAUCUGCACUGAGGAGCAGGACAAGCCUGUGCGGGUGGAGAGUGCUGAGCAGCUGGUCGAGGCAGUAAAGGAGAGGCAGCUGUAUGCUCUGCUGCGCAGCCAGCUGAAUAAAAACCCCAGCACGAGCCACGUCUCCCUGGAUCUGUGUGAUGCAGAUGCCGGGAAACCUCGGUACACUCUGCACGUGGUGGACAGCCCCUCAGUGAAAGCCUCCCGGAACAAUCACUUCGCCAUCUUCAUCAUACCGCAGGGCAGAGAGACCGAGUGGCUCUUUGGGACGGAGGCGGGUCGGAAGCAGCUGGCUGCCAGCGCAGGCUUCAGGCGGCUGAUAACAGUGGCCCUGCACAGAGGUCAGCACUAUGAAGGGAUGGAAGGCAUCCAGGCAGAGCUGUCGGGGAAGGUGAUGGAGCUGGCGCCACCCGGCCUCCCGUCCCAGCAGCAGGUGCCGUUUCUCUCUGUAGGGGGGGACAUCGGGGUCCGUACCAUUCAGCACCAGGACACCAGCGCCAUGAGCGGGGAAUACCUCAUUGAGGACGUAAAAGGGGACAACAUGUGCUAUUUCCGGCGGCUCAUCUUCCUCAGCAACAGGAAUGUGGUGCAGUCGGAAGCCAGGCUGCUGUCCAGUGCAGCCCCUAGAGGCCAGAAGAAGCGGAAGAAGGACAAGAAGAAACAGGCAUCUGGCUCCACCGAGGCCCCCCCAACAUCAGCUUGCCAGACCAUUGACAGGAGCUACCUCUGCUGUGAACACCAUAAGGCCAUGGUUGCGGGACUGGCUCUGCUGAGAAACCCUGAGCUCCUACCAGGAGCCCAGCUCUCGGUGCUGGUGAUCGGGCUGGGCGGGGGCAGCCUGCCUCUCUUCAUCCACGACUAUUUCUGCCAGUCCCGCGUCGAGGCGGUUGAAAUCGACCCCUCCAUGCUGGAGGUGGCUACCCGGUGGUUCGGCUUUUCCCAAGGCAACAGGAUGAAGGUUCACAUCUCGGACGGCCUGGACUACGUGGCCGAGCUGGCAGCAGCGGCGGCACCAGCCCGGUACGAUGCUGUCAUGUUCGAUGUAGACAGCAAGGAUCCCACCCUGGGAAUGAGCUGCCCGCCCCCAGCCUUUGUGGAAACGUCCUUCCUGCAGAAGGUUAGAACCAUCCUGGCACCGGAAGGUGUUUUUGUGCUCAAUCUGGUGUGCCGAGACUCCCUGCUCAAAGACUCAGUUCUGGCUUCCCUCAAGGAGGUCUUCCCUCUGCUGUACGCCCGGAGGAUCGAGGGGGAGGUCAACGAAAUCCUGUUCUGCCAGCCGCACCCUGAGGGGAAGCUGGCUGCCCCGGAGCUCCUGGAGACAGCUAGGACUCUGGAGAGGACUCUGAGGAGGCCCGGCCGAGCGUGGGAUAGCUCCUACGUUCUGUCGGACAUGCUGAAGGCAGUGGAGAUCGUGUGAGGGGGAUGUUCUGCCUCAUCUGGGUUACCCGCCUGUGCUCUCGGUUUGGAGAGAGGAGCUGAAUGCAGUUGUGCCGUCUGACUGUAGACACUGCAAGUGAAGAAUGGUGCCCUCCACCGCCUCACAUACGCGCUCCUCCUGGCUGCUAAGGCCGGCAUGGUGCACCUUGAGCAGCCUGUCCUAGGGGAGGCGGGAUCCUGGGAGGGAAAGCCUCCCUCUGGGGGAAAAAGGGAGGCUGCCAGCCAUAGUGAAAGGACGGGGGUGACCCCUGCGCUCCCCAAAAGGGUCUCAAGGCAACGGCCAAUGGUGUAAAGUUCUGUUCCUUCUCCGAGUGGCUGUGAGCCAGCUGAUUAGGGGAGUGGGGCCUGGUCUAGCUCUACUCCUUCGGCUCCUUAUUGCUGUGGAGGCCAGUCCCCUGUGCGCCAGCACCGGGUGUUUGCUGCGGGAGCCUCCCCCGCUCUCUGCUUUUAAAAUAA